Molecule: messenger RNA, 513 nt
Organism: Rosa rugosa (rugosa rose)
Lineage: Eukaryota; Viridiplantae; Streptophyta; Magnoliopsida; Rosales; Rosaceae
Product: WUSCHEL-related homeobox 5-like
Exons: 1
Coding region: 1-513 (170 amino acids)
Biological process (GO): plant organ development
Molecular function (GO): DNA binding; DNA-binding transcription factor activity
Source: RefSeq, a predicted model, not a curated record
AUGCUUUGCAGUCGGAGCAGUACCAGGUGGACUCCCACUCCAGAUCAGAUAAGAAUCCUCAAUGAUCUUUUCUAUAGCAAGGGAGUUAGGUCCCCAACCGUAGAGCAGGUUCAGCGGAUCUGUUUUCAUUUGAGACCGUACGGACAAAUCGAGGCCAAGAAUGUAUUUUAUUGGUUUCAGAACCACAAGGCUCGGGAUAAACGGAAGAAGAAGAUCACUUCGGAUAUUCAUGUGCCCAUGAAAAGAUCAGGGCUUGUUGGUGGAUCCAUUAAUCUUAAUUUUGGGUCAACUAGCUCUACUGUUAUGGAACAACGAGGAGAAGAUCACCAGGCGAUUGAAACUCUUCCACUGUUCCCCAUGCACAGUGAAGACAUCUUGGGCAACAUGAAGACUACUUCCGAGGGAGGUGGCGGCUAUGGCAAUUACUCUAGUGGCUGGGGCGGCUAUGGCGGUGGCUCUCGCAUUUCCCUUGAGCUCAGCCUCAACUCCUCCGGAUCUGUUGAUUUGGCUUAG